UAUGUGUGUGUGUGUGUAUCUAUGUAUAUAUAAUCGCAUGUUUAGGCUGCUUAUUUUAUAAUCGAGAAUUUUCGUGCAUAUUUUUUCCUUUGGCGAUUAAUGAAUAUUCUCCGAUAAGAAGUAGAAGGAGAACAACGCAAGAGUGAAAUUAAGUUUACUGAGGGUGCAGAUUUGGGAGAUAUAUAAAUAUAGAAGAAACAUUUCCUUGUGUGAUUUUGAAAAAAAAAAAACAUCAAAUUUCAACUGUAUAUUCAAAAAGGGAUAAUGACAACAAAGAAGGAACACAGUAAGCAAACACGUCUCAGUAUUGAGGAUCGUGUUAAAAUUUUAGAACGUCUUGACAAUGGAGAAAAAGCUGUAUCUUUAGCACCGGAGUAUAAAGUAUCUACAUCGGCAAUAGCAAAUAUAAAGAGGUCGAAAGAGAAUUUGUUGAAACAAAGAAAUUCACUUAUUAUGUGUCAAGGAAAAACGUCGAAAAAACGAUGCACAGGCGUUGAAAAUAGUCGCCUGGAUCAAAUGUUGUAUGAAUGGUAUAUUGCGGAAAGAGAUAUAGGUACUCAUGUGACAGGACCAAUGUUGCGCAAAAAGGCAUUGCAGUUGAAUAAAACACUUAAUGGUCCCGAGACUUUCAAAGCAUCUGCAGGAUUUUUGAAUAAAUUUAAAGAGAGACAUGAUAUUGUUUUAAUUCGUGCAGAGAAAGAUGUUGAUGAAGAACAAAAUUCUACUGUUCAAGAUGCAAGCGAUGACUCGUGUCAAGAAAUGAUUGAUGACAAUGAAAAACAAGAAAACUGGGAAAUAUUAGAUCAGCAAGUGAACUUGCCUGAACAGUAUGAAGAUGACAUCGAUCAUGAAGAAAAUGAAGAAAAUGAAGAAGUAGAAAUAGAAAUAGAAAAUAAGGAAUAUUUAGAUGACAGUUUUGACAAUGAUCUUACAGCAAAGAAUGCUUUUAAUGCAAUUAAUGCAUAUAUUAGUUGGUACCAAAAUCAGAAUUAUUGUUCGCCCGAAGACUGGCAAUAUCUAUGGAAAUUUUGGAAACAUUCCCUAAAUCAGACCUUACUUACAAAGAAAAUAUAAAAUAACAUAUAAUAUAUAUGUAUAUAUUUAUUAUU
Messenger RNA from Nylanderia fulva, 1109 nucleotides. RefSeq names its product jerky protein-like. Gene Ontology annotation, cellular component: nucleus. Lineage: Eukaryota; Metazoa; Arthropoda; Insecta; Hymenoptera; Formicidae. Gene Ontology annotation, molecular function: DNA binding. The record is from RefSeq and is a predicted model, not a curated record.